Messenger RNA from Diaporthe amygdali, 1074 nucleotides. Its product is annotated as nadp-dependent leukotriene b4 12-hydroxydehydrogenase. Gene Ontology annotation, molecular function: oxidoreductase activity, acting on the CH-CH group of donors, NAD or NADP as acceptor. The record is from RefSeq and is a predicted model, not a curated record. Bases 1 to 1074 code for a protein of 357 amino acids. NCBI's taxonomy places the organism in Eukaryota, Fungi, Ascomycota, Sordariomycetes, Diaporthales, Diaporthaceae. The transcript has 2 exons.
AUGGCGCCCGUCAGCAACAAGUCCCUCAUCUACAAGAGCGUCCCGGAGGGGAUGAUCAAGGCCAACGUGAACAUGGCCCUAGAGGAUAAGCCUCUGGAGCUCACGCCACCACCUCAGGGCUUGGUCGUCAAGACGCUGGUCCUGGGUUUCGACCCCCACAUGCGCGACCGCAUGAAGGGCCCUACUUUCGAGAGCUACGUUCCAGGUUAUGUUCCGGAGGAGCCCAUCGCUGGCUUCUCCGUCGCCCAGGUGGUUAAGAGCGACAAUGAGAAGUUCAAAGAGGGCGAAAUCAUUUCGGGUGUGUUGCCUUUCGCCGAGUACGCCGUUGUACCGGUCGAGCUCAUUGAGUACAAGCCUAUGGCUUCGCACAUGAUUUGGAAGGUGGAGAACAAGUACAACAUCGACUUGGGCAACUGGGUCGGCGCCCUAGGCCUGGCUGGCCAGACGGCCUGGAACUCCUUCUACGGCCUCGUCAAGCCCAAGAAAGGCGAGACCAUCUGGGUCAACGCCGCCUCGUCCACUGUUGGUGAGAUCGUCGUGCAGCUCGCCAAGAAGGAGGGUAUGCGCGUAAUCGGCAGUGUCAGCUCGGAUGAGAAGGCCGAGUACGUGAAGUCGCUCGGCGCGGAUGAAUGCUUCAACUACACCAAGGAGAGCUGCAACGACGCGCUGAAGAGGCUCGCACCCGAGGGGGUGGACGUCGUCUACGAGAACGUCGGAGGCGACCACUUCCAGGCUGCCCUCACAAACAUGAAGUGGUUCGGUCGCAUUAUUGUUUGCGGCAUGGUGUCCGAGUACAACAAGCCGCCCUCGGAGCAGUUCGGAGUGACCAACCUUGCCGAAAUCUUCCGCAGGCGUAUUAACAUCCAGGGCUUCGUCUUCUGGGACCACAAUAUCUAUACUGACAACAUUGACAAGUUCUGGGAGGUCAUGCCUAAGUGGAUCGCUGAGGGCUCAGUCAAAGCUCGUGCUACCAAGUUCGAGGGCAUCGAGUCGGCUCAGGACGCGUUCCUGUCGCUUUUCACCGGCAAGACGUUUGGCAAAGCUACUGUAAAGGUCGCAGAGCCUUCAACUUAA